AUGGCGCCCGUCACACAGAUCAUGUACUUCAAGACCUCUUCGUCCUACCUCCAGGAUCCCUCUCGCUUGAUCUCUGAGCUUGCAACCAAAAGUGCAGCAGACAAAAUUGAAGGGCUUUCUAAGGCAUACCUUGGCUUCGAGACAGAGGAUUCAACCAAUGCAUUCUGGGUCUUCGAGUGGGCUUCCUUGGCCGCGCAUGAUGCAUAUCGUCAGACAGAAGCUUUCAGGGCUAUACAAGCAACUGCUCAGCAAAUCUAUACGGGCAAACCGAAACAUGUGUUUGUCAACUUUUCCGACACUACUCAGAUCUUUUCUGCUCCAGUGACGGAAUUUGUUACUUUCACUCUCAAGGAGGGUGCCAGUAUAGACAAGCUUGAGCCCCUCGUUGCACAGCUUCAGACCGGGCUUGCAGGGACACCAAACUUCUAUGGCUCGAGCUGGGCUCCUGUCAUUGAUAAGCCUAACGUGAUUCACGGCGUGUUGGGAUGGGAGAGUGUGCAGGCACACUGGGAUGCUGUUAGCUCAGGCCCGCUCAAGGCUAUCAUUGAUCAAGUGAAGGAGGUUGCCGACCUUUGGCUUGUCCACGCCAUACUGGCGCAAUCCAGAUGA
Molecule: messenger RNA, 609 nt
Organism: Suillus plorans
Lineage: Eukaryota; Fungi; Basidiomycota; Agaricomycetes; Boletales; Suillaceae
Exons: 4
Coding region: 1-609 (202 amino acids)
Source: RefSeq, a predicted model, not a curated record